Molecule: messenger RNA, 2320 nt
Organism: Anthonomus grandis grandis
Lineage: Eukaryota; Metazoa; Arthropoda; Insecta; Coleoptera; Curculionidae
Gene: Smyd4-4
Product: SET and MYND domain-containing protein 4
Exons: 8
Coding region: 445-2109 (554 amino acids)
Molecular function (GO): protein binding
Source: RefSeq, a predicted model, not a curated record
ACUUCACAAUUAAUAACGUUUUUUUUUGUACGUUUUCUUAACUGUCAUGUUUCUUUCGAUGUGUAAUAAAAAUACAGCCCAUAUCUUUAAAUUGUGUUAUUAAAUAAAGUCCACUAUUAUCGAAGGUGACCGAUAACGGUGUCCUUGGAGCCGGAUGUGUGAAAAUAGCCAGUUUUUUAUCGGACUUUAAAACUUGGACCUUAUUUGAACGUUUUUUGUGACUACUCUAGGACAAUUUGGUGGCAAUAGUUUUGUGCCUAUUGUGGACUAUCAAGGACCUUUGUUAAAUUGCACUGUUUUAUUGAAAGCUUUAGGUUUUUUUAGUAGCAAUUUGUGAACCACAGUGAUUUUUUGAUUUUUUUUGGACCUUAAAGUGAUUUUUAGAGUGCCUAUAAGCUCUAAAUACAUAUGAACCGUAAUUAAUAAGAAUUUUAUGUUGUGGAAAUGCUGAUGUCAAAAGUGGAUUAUAAACUCAGGGAAGAUAUACGUGAAGAAUUGCUUCGACAUCUUCAGGAAAAAAACCAAAUAAUCCCAAUCUCAAAGUCGUUUUUCCUUUUAAAAUCAAACGAGAAACGCGUAAGUUUUGCCUAUGAUUUAUUGCAGGAGAACAGAAUUCUGCCUCAGUUAUCCAUAGACAAAAAGAAUAAUAAGAAAAGUGAAGAGUUUAGGCAAAAAGGUAAUGAAUGGUUUAAAAAUAAAAAUUCCAAAAAAGCGCUUGAGUGUUAUACUAAGAGCGUGGCUUUCGCUAAAUCAGGUAGCCAAAACUUAGCACUCGCAUAUGCAAACAGAUCAGCUGUUUUAUUCGAAAAUGGACUUUAUCAAGAAUGUCUUAUCGACAUCAAUUUAACAUUAAAAAAUGACUAUCCGGAGAGGUUAAUGUCCAAACUUUUAGCAAGACAAGCAAAAGCAACUGAAUUAUUGCCAAGUCAGAAAAAAGUUGAAUUUUUAACUCCCGUUCCAAGUAUACCAAAGAAGAGGCAAAAUACGUUAAUUCAGAGUGCUAUGGACAGCAUUCAGAUAGAAGAUUCCAAAGAGUUGGGUCGCCAUAUCAUAGCUUCGAAGGAUAUUGAACCUGGCGAAAUUAUAGCUGUAGAGGAUCCUUUUUGUCAGACCUUGAUAGCCCAAUUUCUCACACAUUGUCACCACUGCCUUAAACUCUGUUAUACUUUAAUUCCUUGUGAAAUGUGUACAGAAGCGAUGUUCUGCAGCGAGAGUUGCAAGUUAUUCUCAUACGAAUCUUACCACCAGUUUGAAUGUAAAAUUUUAUUAACAAUUCAACAUAUGGAACUUAUGUGGAGACUAGUUCAUUUAAGGAUCACUAUAGUGGCAAGAAGCGAAUAUGAUAAAAUCAGUAAUCUUGUGCCAGACAAGGAAGGUAUAUACAGAAGUGAUAGAUAUAACGAAAUACAUAAUUUGGUAGCCAAUACGAGCAAACGGUCUGUUUCUGAUCUUUUUAACCGCGCUGUUUAUGCUGCUGCCUUUUUUCAUUUGCUAAGAUCUCAUACCUGUUUCUUUAAAACUGAUCUUUCAGAAGAUGUUUUUAAAAAUUUGUUACUUCAUCAUAUGCAGACAGGACCAUGUAACUUUCAUGAAAUUUUAGAACACCCAUCCUCUGAUAAAUCUAUGGAAGGAUAUGAGAUUGGAAGUGGUGCCUAUUCAUUUUUAAGCAUGUUUAACCAUUCUUGCUGCCCUAAUGUGGUUAGAUACAGUUAUGGCUCCACCACUGUUCUUAUUGCACUGGAAACCAUUAAAAAAGGAGACCAAUGUUUUGAUAACUAUGGAUAUCACUAUGCUGUGAUGCCAAAGUCCGAUCGCCAGGCUAAACUUCAAAAACAGUAUUUAUUCAAAUGUUCAUGUAUCGCUUGCACAAAUGACUACCCGCUUUAUGACAAUUUGAAAGAAAUUAAAAGACGCGAGUUGCUUAUAUCCCAAAAAGAUUUACACUCCCUAGAAGAGGGAGAUCUGGAAAAGGCGAAGAAAAUAUUUCAAAAAACAAUUCGGGCCAUCAAAUUAGUGGAGAAUACGAAACCUAACAAAAAUUUAGCGGAAAUGCAAGAAUGUUUAAAACAAAGCUAUUUUAUUUUUAAAACGAUAAACACUCCUAUAUAACUAAAAGUAUUUUUGAUAGCUAUACCUGUAUAAUACCUGUAUUAUAAAAAUGAUAUAUCUUUUAUGCCUUAAUGUGAUCAUGAACAUUAAGGUUUUCCACUAUUUUCUGAAGAAAUAUGUUAAACAUUUACAAAAAUGUACAGAAAUGUAAAGAACAGCCACUAUAAAUUUAGUUCCUGCGUGAAUUCUCAAAUAUAGAAUUUCGUCAAAA